Molecule: messenger RNA, 1596 nt
Organism: Scleropages formosus (Asian bonytongue)
Lineage: Eukaryota; Metazoa; Chordata; Actinopteri; Osteoglossiformes; Osteoglossidae
Gene: c12h7orf57
Product: chromosome 12 C7orf57 homolog
Exons: 8
Coding region: 205-918 (237 amino acids)
Source: RefSeq, a predicted model, not a curated record
UUGUUCACGUCGCGCGGCCGAGCGGAGCGCGUGCCGCGCACAUCUUUUGUGUUCGCGCGCGAGGCUCGCGGGAGAUACGACUUUACUUGUGACGCUCGAGUGUUUAAAAUGAAAUGUUAACGUCGUCAGCCGGCGUUCAUAAUGUUCUAGAUCAUCUAGUACUAGAUGAGCACUGAAAUGUGAUAUAGCACCAGCAGUGUAUUCAUGACCGUCAUGAGUGCCAAUACAAACCACCGGCGGCUGAAACAAGGUUUCCAUGCUUACAAGCAGAGCGCAGCUGGUGCCAACGGGGGGCCGAGCUCUCAGAUCCCCGGGCUGUCGCCGUGUGCCAACGAUGUCCCGGAGGAGAGGACCCGCGGCCGGCGCGUGGGCAUCUUCGAAACCGAUUCUGAUUACGUGAAACUCGCCAAACAAGGGGGGCAAAAAGGUUUGCUAUGGCACGAGGAGACCUCUGUAGCCCCCAAACCCAGUUCUCAGUACAAUGUGCCGGACUGGUUCUCCGCCGACUCCGAGGCUGAGCAGAAGACUAGCCAAUCAAAAAGAUCAACCCCCGAUUCUAAGACUUCCGGAGAUUUCAAGAAAAGUCCGUGUAGCCCGCUAGACGCUCCCUUUGGGAGUGAUAAUAAGUCAGCCUGGGAGCGAGAAGCUGAUAGCUUUGCUUCUGGUAAAGAGAAGAAGUCCAAAGUCAACCAGACCGCUGAGCAGAUGCAGAAAUUAUCUUUAACUGCUCCGGAUUUUCAAGAAGCGAACAAAUUCAAGAGAAAGUCCUAUGACAAGAAGCAACCACCCGUGUCCAUGUCAAAGCUUCUGAGUUUUGGAUACGUAGAGGAGAUUGAGAAGUCUCCCAAUGAUGACGACGCAUCAAGCAUGACGUCGGAGCCCGCCAGCACCAUCGCGCUCGAAGAGGAUCUGGAGUAAAGCAUUGUGGAACAACAGCUGUGCUCACACUGUGCUGUGGAGCUGCCCUUAUUCCGCUUUCUGUUUCCUUCAAACUACCACGUUCUUAGCUGAGGUGUUCAUUUCAGCCUGUUUUAGUAGAUGCUUUCUUUUCUCCUCAUUCGCAAUGCCUAGUUCAAGCAUUAGUUCUUAUAUGGUGUUUUUAGAUAUAGCGUCACAGCACACGAAUAAGCAGGAAUGUAAUGAAGCACGAUUCAGCAAACAACAAUAAGGGCUUGUGCUGCAGUAGUCAAUACAGUGAACCUCCAUAUGCAAAAGGCAGCAGUGAAUUUGAUCUCUGGGAUUUAAGAGGAACAGGUCCUGACACUCCGGGCUAAUCGUAAACGAAGGCCAAAGUGUCCACCUACGCAUCUGAAAAAAAGACGAGCGACCUCUGCUUCCAGUAGAACACGGAUUGUAAAAACGACAUUUUUUUUUUUUUCUGCAGAUUGAAAAGUACAUUCUCUGUCAGGGUUGACCCGCCCACGAUUAUUCAUUACCCUCUUGUUAGGAUUUUUUUCGCCGAUAUUUAUGUCGGAAUCUUCCAUUGAAUAGGUCUUCCAUUUUUCAAAUUGUGCAUCUGUUAAGUCUUAAUGUGCCGUUAUUUUCUCGUUGAUGUAAAUUUUUAUGCCGUGUUUUUCUUAAUUGUGAGGUCUUCCA